Molecule: messenger RNA, 5331 nt
Organism: Hydatigera taeniaeformis
Lineage: Eukaryota; Metazoa; Platyhelminthes; Cestoda; Cyclophyllidea; Taeniidae
Source: the annotation of a GenBank genome assembly
AUGAAUGUGGGUGUAAACUUCAGAGCUCUUGAUGAGGAACGACAACGGCAGGAACAUCUGCUGCGAGAAUUGCAGGAGAUGGAGGCAGAACUGACUUCACCAACUCUGACCAAAACCAAUCUACCUUACCUCGCCUCGCAGGUUGGCGCUGAACUCGACCAAAACACCCGGUGUUUGCACUAUCUCACCGGGAUCUCCGAACUCGAGCGAUACGUCACUGAUGUGGCAGCGCACUGUGCUGAGCGUUCCAUCGAAUUGAGUGAUCCUCAGGCGCUGCACAAAAAUGUCUUCAUAAGCAAGACUCUGUCAGACAAUGUCAAGAGUUGUUGGGAGUACGUCGAUAAGUUGGCAAUGCUGGCACAGAUUCACAUCAAAACUGCUGCGGAGUAUCAUCAAUUCUUCCACGAGUCAAAUGAAGUAGAGGCAAAGCUGGAGAAGCAUUUGAGACAAGCGCAGAGACGGCAGCAUGCAACAACUGGAAGGGAAGGGAAUCUCAAAGAUUUCAGCAAAACUGCCAACGAAUUAAGCGAACAACUGGAAAGCAUGCGAAGUCUAUGGAAUCGCUGCAUUGCCUUGUUGAAACGGAGCGAGUCCGUGGUUCCCAUGCGCUUGAGGCUGGGAGGAGUAAGGAAAAGCCAGGUGACUUUGGAUGUGGCAAGUGGCCAAAGUGGUCCCAUCCUGGUGCGAGCACUGAUAAGUCUCACUGGACCCAAUUACCGAAUUCAACAGGGAGAAGUGCUUCCUCUAGUUGACAACCAAAAGGACACACACCUCUGGAAAGUUCAAACCUCCUCGGGAGUUGUGGAGGUUCCCUCAGUUUGCUUCUGGGUGACGGGACACGAUGCAGAAGCAACACAAAGAGCCAUUGUGCUUAAACAACAGUGCAAAAAGACCUGGUUGGAAAUCAUCAGACUAUUUCGACAAAGACUCUAUCAUGAAUACACUGAAAUCCUUCCGCAACUAACUGCGGAGAACGUCACCUGCACCAAGGCAGAGCUAGUGGGUGACCUUGUUACCGACAUUCACAAUCACCUUAUAACCCAUCUUGAUGAAAAUGGAAGGCUGCGAAGCGUAGUAGAGAACUUCCAGCGAUGCAUCACCAAUUCGAGGCGAAAUGUCUUUGAUAAUCUAGAAGGAACUUCUGUCGAAGGACAUGUUCUGCGCGAAUCCGACUUAAUACGUCUUCGAUCGCCUCUGCUACGAUUGGAGGAUCACCUAAUGGCUGUUGGUUUGAUGCAAGAGGAUAUGAAGCGACUCAACGAAUACCUUGAAAAUUACCUAAGUGAAGUGAGAACCGAGCAAAAUCGCAUUUCUAAGAUGGUGGAAAAAUUGGUGACAAUCGCCACAGAGAGCCAGGCUCAACUUGCCGAUCUUGUAAACCACCUGGGCAAAUUUGGAGAUAAUCCUUCUGACGAAUCACAAAGUGCAAGAGCACAAUUGGAGUCAGCAUACAGAAGUAGGAGUCAACCGUUUGAUCUUGAGGUCAAAAAGAAUUUCAAAGGAGGAGGAUGUGGAAAGAGAACUCGAAGUCAAACCGUCCACCUCUUGGAUGCAAUGGUCCAAAUUGGCACUGAAAGCAAAUCUGCGGAAACACAGUGUCGUGAUACUACGUCUGUGAUAGAUCCACCGCCGCGAGAGCCCAAAAACACACUCGUUCAACCGAACACACGUAAACCACCAGUCCAACGAUGUGUCAUAACCCAGAUCGGACCUAGCAAUAAGGAGACCUGCACACAAGUAGAUAUUUCGGAUUCUUCAUACUCGGAAGAGUGCUACGUGGCCGAGGACAUGAAGGGAAUUGUGAAACGUAGCACAAAAGAAUUAAUAUCCGACAGGCGGAGGAAAGCACGAUCAGCAUCAAGACCACCAAAACGACCACCAGUAGUGCAGGUCAACACUUGUACUCAACUUGGCCUCAUGACUCACGAGAGAUCAGUAAGCCCAAUUCAUGCUCUACUGGAAUUGUGUCCUAACUGCCAGACAAAUGAAUUUUUAGAAGUUCAGAAGGAGUAUGAGGAAACCUUUAGUUUAACUCAGCGCUGUCAACCAGUCGCAUAUGGCUCCAUUCAAUCAGAAAUGUAUGGAAAUCAUGUUUGUAAAAGAGUACAAUGCGGAUAUCCAUGCCUGAACGACAGAAGUAAUCUAUAUUGUCAGGUAGACGUCCUCGGACCUCUAGUGGAUGAUGCUAUUGUUCAGUCACAGGCGUUACGGUGUAACGGAGAGAUUGGAACCAUUGAAGAGUUAUUUGAGGUUGACCAAGAGGCGUUUUGUGAGACAAGAUUUGUACCCAGUGGAUGUCACUUAGUAUGCAAACGAGUACAGACAGGAGUUCCCAAGAUGUGUGAUUUGGCAGAUUCAUUCUCGCAAACUCUAAGGACUUGUGCUCGUCCAAUUUGUGACCAUAUGACAUCUGCGACUCAAAUAGGUAUAAUGACUAGAGAGCGAGAGUGUAGCCCAGUCCACUUUGGAGAUUUCGAUAGUUCAGUUCCUUUUCGGCGUAAAUACAUUCAAGCACAGGUACGACAGCCAAAGUUUCGCAGCAGAGAACCUACGGUGACAGCAGAGGCCUUAAGAAUGACGGACUGGAGUUCAACGGAUGAAGCAUUGCAGAUGACGCAUUGCGAAAACUUAUAUAUCGAGCCCACCAUAAGACAUUUGCAUGAAAUGAACUGCAGUGGUUCCUUUUUCGAUUCCUCUGCAUUACAGCACGCAAAUAUUAAUAGUUCCAAUCCAGAACUAGACCGAAUAUCUAAAAAGGGAGUCUUUUCUGUGAACUCACAUGGAGAGCUACGUCCCAGAGAUGCUUGCUUUGGAACUUGUCAGGGGCGACACAAAAUGAUGUUGCGUGCAGCAACCACUGCAGAAACAGAGUAUCCCAUUGUUUCACGAGCUUCUCCCAGCCUGUGUCACAUAGCCUCGAGUAUCUACCCCAUCAUUCAUCCAGUAGAUAGACGUACCGCUCGCCUCCAAACAAAAAGCCUUCCAAAUCUCCUAGAAGGAGUAAGCCAGAUUGAAACUCAAUCCUCAAAUCUUUCUCUCGAAGAGAUAGAAUCAAUACAAGGUAACUACAACGCUACUGCAAAUCGAACAUGCUACAACACACUGCAGACCAUUCCUAGCCCAAGGACACUUAGAAAUACUGCUUGCAUCCAGUCUAGCAGUCUUCCGAGCGUUAUAGAUAGCGAAUUUCACAUAGAGCAUGCAGUGAGUUCAGGAGAACUGCAAACCCUAGAUUCAAUUCCCUCUGAAAGGUUCUCGAACGAUAAACUCAUUGGAAGCUGCUCUGCGAAAUCUCAACAUAAACAAUAUAUCCACCGUCAAUUCGGUAUUGCUGAUGGUUAUUGUAAUGUAAGCCGUCGGUCGGUUAGUAGAUCUUUUGCGGAAACACACGCCUCUGAGGUUCCGGUUCGUCAGUAUUCGGCGCAGGCGUGUAAAAAAGGUCCGGAAGUUGCGAUUGCUGAGAUUUCACAACACGCAUCACAUAUGUCUGACGUUGGGAUUGCUGAAGUUCAAAUCCAUCCAUUUGUUCAUCAGGAAAAUAAAAAGGUGCAAGUUCGUGAACACGCUAUCAAAUCUGUGCAUCGGAUUUGCGUUGAGACACCAGCGGUCGUUCGGUAUGAUGUGACUUGUGAUGCCAUGAUCAAGCCUUCACGGAUGUCGAAGAAAGCACAAGUAGAAAUACCUGAAGAACCUAUCCUUGCCAUACCAGUGAAGGAACCGAACGUUUACGCAGAGCCUCCAAUGCCUAAGACCACUUCAAAUAUGGCCAUUCAAAUGAGUGAAAUCAUGAAAGUUGUAACAGCACAAUUAGCAUCUCAAAUGGAAAACAAGAAAGUACAAUGCGAGCCUUCACUAUCCUGCGCUGUUGUCAGUUGCCAACAAAAUCCCCAGACAAGUAACAAGAAACUACAAGUGAGUGUACAAAUGUCAACUGACAUGAGACUUGGUGGUGCUGAGACUACACCCAUAUUAAAAACUACAUAUGGAAAGAAACUACAGGUGGAUUUGGCAGCAGAACUAUUGACUCGACAAACACAAACGAUUCCAGAUUCGGAACCGGAACCCAUUCUAAUGUCAACUCCACUUCUUCAGUACUCGGCGCCACCAACCGCGUCUGAAGAUUUCAGUUGUGAUGCGCCAAGACCAGUUGAUGUCCUCAGUAAGUCAAUUCAAUCAGAUCCUAUCAGUGUACCCCAAACGUUGGAAAAAAUGCUCCAAGUAAAAAUAAAUGAGUCUCUUGAGAAAUCCGCAUGUCAGUCUUGGGUACGUGGCAUCGAUUCGUUUACUCAAUUCGAGCCCAAGGCAUUGGUGGUAGGCACCUCUCAGUCAAUAUGGGAAGAACCUGAGCCAAUACUGCUACACCCGCCCACACCUACUCCAUUAGUUAUGGCAGCUCCACCACUAUCUGGCGUUGACGAUGGCUGCGAUCCUAUCCAUGCAUUAACCACAGAAUCCGCCUCUCAAGCAGAGAAAAUGAAGACAUGGGGAAAGAAAUUGCAGGUUACACCUGAGUCAUACUCGAUUGCUACCAUGAAUACAUGCUACGACGUACCUGUAAAGCACUCCAUUUCAACGCAAGCGGGGCCCAUAUCAACUGCAGGAAAAGAUGUGCAAAUAAAGCCAGUUCCAUUAGCAUUAGUUAAAUCUCAAUCUUCGUGGGUGGAGCCGCCAUCGAUUGUGCUUCAGCAAGAACUCACACCUGUUUAUUCUGCACCACCUAAGAAAACCCAGGACUUUUCCUCCGAUGCACCCCUUAUGCCUCAAAUGAUCGGCAAGAAGCUACAAGUUACACCCCAACCGUUGGCGGCAAAUGUCUCACAAACAACUUACUUUGAACCGAAACCAGCGCCUCUUGCAAUUGACAGCUCGCAGUCAAUAUGGACCGAACCAGAACACGUAAUAAUCAAGGCACCAACUCCUGAACCUAUGGUAAUGGCAGCACCACCACCACCUACCAGUGAGUUCAGCUGUAAUCCUUGUCCGCCCGAAACCCAAGGCAAGAAACUACAAGUGAUUCCCGAACCUUUGGCGAUCAGCAGUUCACAAACUGGACUUAAGGAAAUAUUAAUAACUAUAACUCAGAGAGUUCAGGAGCCUAUUCAACUAUCACUAGGAAAAUGUGAAUCGCUAUAUGAGGAGAGAAAGAUGCCGGAGUACAAAAACGGCCUCGCGCAAUGCAAGAAUAUUGAAAUUAAGGGUAAAAAACUUCAAGUGUCUCCACAACCAUUGGCAGCAAACACAGCACAAACGAUGUACGUCGAGUCGAAACCAACCCCAAUGGCUGUGGGCACAUCGCAAGCACUCUGGACCGAACCACCUCCAAUCACACUA